AUAUGUCAAAUUUUAAAAAAAUGACAACCGGGAAGGUGUGCAACGUCUACAACCGAAGAAUCAUUGGUUUGCAGUGAUUUUUUAAAAAUUAGAAAUUAUUUUGAAUCUACUAUUUUAAGUUAUUACUUAGUUUAUACGUAUAAAGCUUUACCCUGAAGCUUAGCAGAAAGUAUUCAAUAGUCAAGGUAUUUGUAGGUAACGCACAUAUACAGUCCCACUUUCAAUAAAAUGAAAAAAGCAGGUUUAGAAUCGAACCAUGCACAAACUUUAAAAUAUGUAAGUCUUGUGACAUUAACAGUACAGAAUGCUCUUCUUGGUCUUAGCAUGCGACAUGCUCGCACCAGAAAUGGUGACAUGUUCUUAUCUUCCACAGCGGUAUUAAUGGCAGAGCUAGUAAAAUUGGUCUCAUGUCUUUCGAUAAUUUAUGUGCAAUCAGGUGGGAUACUGCAACUGUUCCAAGAAGUACACAAAAACAUAAUAAAGCAGCCGUUGGAUACAUUGAAAGUUUGUGUUCCGUCCUUUGUAUAUGUUUUACAAAAUAAUUUAUUGUAUAUAUCGGCAUCUCACUUGGAUGCGGCAACAUACCAAGUGACCUAUCAAUUGAAAAUUCUCACCACAGCAUUAUUCGCUGUAGGCCUUCUGAAUAAACGUUUGCUUAAAACACAAUGGCUUUCACUGAUAACCUUGAUUGUGGGUAUUGUUUUAGUACAACUUGCAGAUUCUAAUACUCCUGUAGCUGUAGUCAAAGAUCAGAACAGAGUGCUGGGAUUUUUGGCAGCCUUAGCGGCGUGCGUUCUUUCCGGUUUUGCAGGUGUUUAUUUUGAAAAGAUGCUCAAAGGAAGUGAUGUGACUGUGUGGAUGCGAAAUGUACAAUUAAGUUUAUGCUCAAUACCGUUUGGUUUAUUAACUUGUUUUGUAAGUGAUGGCGCUAUUAUUAGGGAGCGCGGAUUUUUCUUCGGAUAUGAUAGAUUUAUUCGAUAUCUCAUACUUUUACAAGCAGGUGGAGGUUUGUUAGUUGCAGUCGUGGUGAAAUAUGCGGACAAUAUUUUAAAAGGAUUUGCGACAUCUUUGGCCAUAGUAAUUAGUUGUAUUGCGUCAAUAUAUUUAUUUAAUUUUGUUUUAACAUUUCAAUUCUUUCUGGGUGCCAUAUUUGUAAUAUUCUCCAUAUUCUUAUAUGGAUAUGUUCCAGAAAAAUCGGUUAUCACGGAAUAACAUGGUUUAGAAGAAUUUUUAAUAUUCUCAUAAACAUAGUAUUUUUAUAACAUAAUGCUUUAAUGUACUUAAAAUUUGUUAACUAUACAUAUAUUUUUUAUUAAAUUAUAUUUUUAUGAA
Molecule: messenger RNA, 1332 nt
Organism: Photinus pyralis (common eastern firefly)
Lineage: Eukaryota; Metazoa; Arthropoda; Insecta; Coleoptera; Lampyridae
Product: UDP-N-acetylglucosamine transporter
Exons: 5
Coding region: 229-1212 (327 amino acids)
Biological process (GO): pyrimidine nucleotide-sugar transmembrane transport
Cellular component (GO): Golgi membrane
Molecular function (GO): UDP-galactose transmembrane transporter activity
Source: RefSeq, a predicted model, not a curated record